This is a messenger RNA of Colletotrichum fioriniae, 1566 nucleotides long. RefSeq lists its product as uncharacterized. Lineage: Eukaryota; Fungi; Ascomycota; Sordariomycetes; Glomerellales; Glomerellaceae. Gene Ontology annotation, molecular function: zinc ion binding; RNA polymerase II cis-regulatory region sequence-specific DNA binding; DNA-binding transcription activator activity, RNA polymerase II-specific. Gene Ontology annotation, cellular component: nucleus. Gene Ontology annotation, biological process: regulation of transcription by RNA polymerase II; DNA-templated transcription. The record is from RefSeq and is a predicted model, not a curated record.
AUGCCCUCUCGAGAACUAGCAGACGUCCUCAUCGAAAACUACCUACGUACUUUUGAGUCCAUCCACCGCAUCAUCCACAUCCCGACCUUCAAAGCGGACUACGAAAAGUACUGGCUGAACCCAUCCGAGGCGAGCGACUCCUUCAUCAUCACCAUGCAGCUAUGCAUGGGCAUCGGAGCCACUAUGCACGACGAGCGCUUCACCCUAAGAAACCUGGCCAUCCAGUGGUUCUGGGAGGCCAUGUUCUGGCUUAUUACGCCCUGUGAAAAGUCCAAGAUGACCAUCCCUGGGCUUCAAAUCCGUUGCUUGAUGCAUUACCUCCGUCACACGGCCAAUAUCGGCUGCGAUCUGACCUGGAUCGGCGCUGGUGCCCUCCUCAGAACGGCGAUGUACAUGGGACUGCACCGUGAUCCCAAGUCCAUCAUCAAGAUGUCUCCAUACCGCGCAGAGAUGCGCCGGAGGCUAUGGGUCACGAUCUUGGAGAUCACCUUGCAGACGAGCAUCGAUUCCGGUGGCCCGCCUCUCAUCUCACUAGACGACUUUGACACCGAAUUACCGGCAAACCUAGACGACGAGCAACUCGUCGAAGACGGCGAGUCCGCCUUUCCCGUGCCCAGAGAUCCGGGCACACACACACAGAUGACAGUCUCCCUGGCCGUAUUCGGAACAUUCGCAGCUCGUCUCGCUGUAGCAAAGCGCGUAAAUGAGUUUCGGUCAGACACAGUCUACGAAGAGACCCUUCGACAUAGCAACGAACUCAGCAAAUCCCUCCAGAGGAUGAUGCAGCAGCUCAAGGCACACCCGGCCGUCACCUCCUUCCAACUGCGCUACGUUCAGUUCCUGACAUAUCGGCUCUUCUUCGCCCUCCACCACCAGAUCGCUCCGCUGGCGCUGCGAAACCCGGUUUACUACUUCUCCCGUAAGAUGGUCGUCGACACGGCGUUGCGGCUGUGCGAGGUCGCCUUCUUGGCACCCGAUAAAUCUGGUACCGGCGCCGCGGUGAAGCCUGCGACCCCGUCUGAAGUGGACUUUCACCGUUUGACGAUCAACGGUGCCGGAUUUUACCGGUCUGUUCCCUUCCAGGGCGUCAUGACGCUGGGUCUGGAGCUUAUCAACAUCAAAGAGGAGGAACUGAGGAACGGCCACUCCAUGAUCUACAGCGGCUCUGAAGAUCAGCUGCGCGGCAUUCUUGACGCUGUCUAUCAGUGGUCGAGAGAUCGGAUUCAAUCCGGGGAGACAAACAUCAAGGGCCACGCGCUGAGUGUGCUCCUCAUUGCUCAUAUUCACGGCUUGGAGCAGGGUGUCAGCGACGACAAGAUUGAGGAAUUCUUCGAGGAAGCGUGUAAGGAGCGGGUCAAAGAGUGCCAUGAUUUGCUUACGGAGUUGGCAGGGGGCGAUGUAAUUGAGGAAGGAGUUAGUAUGCCCGAUGUACACGAUCUGGAUAUGGACUUUGAUGCCGGGGUUGACAUGCUUGGGGAUUGGGAUUGGGCAACAUCCGUGGACAAUAAUGGGUUCGGAUUCAGUAACAUCAUGAACUUCAACGCUAUGCCUGAGAUGUUCUCAUGA